Impatiens glandulifera is the source of this 1283-nucleotide messenger RNA. Its product is annotated as deSI-like protein At4g17486. The record is from RefSeq and is a predicted model, not a curated record. The coding region runs from base 266 to 1039 and encodes 257 amino acids. Gene Ontology annotation, biological process: protein deubiquitination. Gene Ontology annotation, molecular function: deubiquitinase activity. NCBI's taxonomy places the organism in Eukaryota, Viridiplantae, Streptophyta, Magnoliopsida, Ericales, Balsaminaceae. The transcript is spliced from 4 exons.
AUCUCAUUCUCUCAUCUUUGGAUCUUCUGGCUUUUGAUUUUCUCUCUCUACUUUCAUCUUCUUCUUCUCUCUUUGACUGAGCUUUAAAGGGACAGAGUGGGAAUGAGUACUAUGCCAUUUCUUUUGUCGGGGACCAAUAUGCGCGGGAUUCAUUCUUAGUUGAGCUUUUACAACUCAAAAAUGGCCGACUCCUCUUAGCUUUCUUACAUUCACUUCCGAACUCUCCGACGGUUAUCGUCUCUACUCUCAAGUUUUGCAUUUAGAAAUGAAACCUGGGACGAACAAGGGAUGGUCUUCUGUCAAGUCUCUUGUCACGUAUGGAAAAUCAACAACAACACGGUUUUGCAUGUUUCCGAAAGUGAAAUCAAUGGAUUCUGAUCAACAUGGCACGCCUGUAUAUCUCAACGUUUAUGACUUGACGCCUGCCAAUGGAUAUUUUUAUUGGGCUGGCCUUGGUGUCUUCCACACUGGUGUGGAAGUUUAUGGAGUAGAGUAUGCAUUUGGAGCGCAUGAUUAUCCAACUAGCGGAGUUUUUGAGAUUGAACCAAAACAAUGCCCGGGUUUUAAAUUCAGGAAGUCUAUAUGCAUGGGAACAACAUACUUGGAUCCUUUCCAAGUCAGAGAAUUCAUGGAGCGUCAGUCUUCCAGUUACAGUGGCGACUCCUACCAUUUGGUCACCAAGAACUGCAACCAUUUCUGCGAGGAUUUGUGUCAAAAGCUGACUGGAAAAAGAAUACCAAAAUGGGUUAAUCGACUUGCAAGAAUAGGUUCGUGCUGCAACUGCAUACUGCCAGGGUCUCUUAAAACUUCAAGCAGUAAUAGAGAUGAUCAAACCUCGGAAGGCUACGAGAUUAAUGAAAAGAAGAGAUUAAGAAACUCCUUUAGUUUCUUAUCAUCGAUUUCAAUGCAUCAAAGAGAGAAGGAAGUAUCAAUAUCUUCAUUGUUUCUACAUUCCCAUUACAAAGGUUGCCUUCCUCCAUGGGAGCAGCUCAAAGGUGGUGGUGGUGGUUCCAGAAGCAAUUCCCUUAAGGAGUCUUGACAAAGGAAUCAUUCAACAACAACAACAAAAACUCAUUCAUAUUCCAGGUGAGCGAAUUUCAAUGUAACGUUGAUAUAUCCCUUUCAAACCCCCCUCUCCAGUUUCUUGUUGCUCUCGAUUGAUCGACAUUUGUUUUUGUUUUUUUUACCCUUUAAUGUUCUUCAUGUGAAAAAAAAGGCAUUUCAUUUGUAUGUACAAUUGUUGUGUUUUGAUGCUUUAGAGAAAACUGCUUAAUUAGAUAUAA